Messenger RNA from Parasteatoda tepidariorum (common house spider), 2896 nucleotides. The record is from RefSeq and is a predicted model, not a curated record. NCBI's taxonomy places the organism in Eukaryota, Metazoa, Arthropoda, Arachnida, Araneae, Theridiidae.
AUUUUUGCCUUGAUAUUUUUAUAUUUAUGUAUGAAUAAUUAUAGCUGUUUUCAUUUUUUCUUUGCAGAAUGUGGGACGACGAUUUUGAACCAGCUUCAACUAAUAAUAAUUCGAAUGGAGUAAAUGGUUCCCAGAAUGGAUUCUAUGUGGGAAGAGGCAGAGGAUUUGGGAAUAUGUCUUCAAUGAAUGAUGCUCUUCCUGAAAUUGGAACAAAAUCCAGUGAUAACGGCUGGGAACCCGUGAAUACUCAACCAUCAUCAGGUUGGCAAGAUGAUGGAUGGGAUGAAACUCCUUCAAACAACAAUCAGAAUUAUUCUAGCAGUAAUAAUUAUAACAGUUCAAACAGCUAUGAUUCUAAACCAAGAGAAUAUUCUAAGACCUACAAAAAUUCAUCUUAUGGUUAUUCAAAUAGCGAGUCCAGAAAUUUUGACAGAAAUACGAGUAGGUUUAACAGAGGUGGUGGAGGCGGCGGUGGCUCCAGAGCUUGCUUUAAAUGUGGUCAGGAAGGCCAUAUGUCUAGAGACUGCACAGAAAGUGGUGGUGGCGGUGGCAGAGGAGGUGGCUCCAGGGCAUGUUUCAAAUGUGGCCAAGAAGGCCACAUGUCAAGAGACUGUACAGAAAGUGGUGGUGGAGGCGGCGGUGGCUCCAGAGCUUGCUUUAAAUGUGGUCAAGAAGGCCAUAUGUCUAGAGACUGCACAGAAAGUGGUGGUGGCGGUGGAAGAGGAGGUGGCUCCAGGGCAUGUUUCAAAUGUGGUCAGGAAGGCCAUAUGUCUAGAGACUGUACAGAAAGUGGUGGUGGAGGAGGAGGCGGCGGUGGCUCCAGAGCAUGUUUCAAAUGUGGUCAGGAAGGCCAUAUGUCUAGAGACUGUACAGAAAGUGGUGGUGGUGGAGGCGGCGGUGGCUCCAGAGCUUGUUUUAAAUGUGGUCAAGAAGGCCAUAUGUCAAGAGACUGUACUGAAAGUGGUGGUGGAGGCGGCGGUGGCUCCAGAGCUUGCUUUAAAUGUGGUCAAGAAGGCCAUAUGUCUAGAGACUGUACAGAAAGUGGUGGUGGCGGCGGAGGAGGAGGAGGCUCCAGAGCAUGUUUUAAAUGUAAUGAAGAAGGCCAUCAAGCUAAAGACUGCACUAAAGAAGUACUUGGUGAAGAUGGAAAGCCAAGACCACCUCCAUAUAUACCACCUGAACCAACAGAUGAUGCAGAUACACUUUUUCAAGGAGUGCCCACAGGAAUUAAUUUUUCAAAAUAUGAUGACAUCCAUGUGGAUGUUUCAGGAAAUAAACCUCCCUCACAUAUUGACUCAUUUGAAACUUCUGGCUUGAACAGACAUCUGCUACAAAAUGUAGCUCACUCAAAAUACACAAAGCCAACACCUGUACAAAAGUAUGCUAUUCCAAUUAUACUUGGUAAAAGAGAUCUUAUGGCCUGCGCACAAACUGGAUCUGGGAAAACUGCUGCUUUCUUACUACCCAUGCUUCAUAACAUGAUUACUGAUCCAGACCUUCCAAAUAAUGCAGAUAAAAUGACACAAGAACCCUGGGCUGUCAUAGUUGCACCUACUCGAGAAUUAGUUAUUCAAAUAGGAUCAGAAGCUAGAAAGUUUGCUUAUGAUAGUGUAAUAAAAGCUGAUGUUUUGUAUGGUGGUACCUCAACUGGUUAUCAGUCGAACAGGAUUAAGAAAGGUUGUCAUCUUCUCGCUGCCACACCGGGACGGCUUUUAGAUUUUGUUGAAAAAGAAAAGGUUUCAUUUUCCCAACUUCGAUACUUGGUUUUGGAUGAAGCAGAUCGAAUGUUAGAUAUGGGUUUUGCUCCAGCUAUUCGUAAAAUGGUUGAGCAUCCCUCUAUGCCUGAAAAGGGAGCUCGUCAGACUCUCAUGUUCAGUGCUACAUUUCCCGAGGACAUCCAAAGAAUGGCUGCUGAGUUCCUUCAUGACUAUUUGUUUUUAACAGUUGGUAUGGUUGGUGCUGCUAAUGCUGAUGUGCUACAGACUUUCUUCAAAUUAGGACAAUUUGAUAAGCGUCAACAAUUGUUAGAUAUUUUAAAAAAUGUUGGUUCUGAUAGGACGUUAGUAUUUGUUGAACAAAAAAGAACUGCAGAUUUUAUUGCCUCAUUACUUUCUCAAAGUGAAAUUCCAACUACUAGUAUUCACGGUGAUAGACUACAACGUGAAAGAGAAGAAGCUUUGCGAGACUUCAGAUGUGGAAAAAUGCCAGUAUUGGUUGCCACUGCUGUUGCAGCUCGUGGUCUUGAUAUUAGGGAUGUUAGACAUGUGAUAAAUUAUGAUCUACCAAAGACAAUCGAUGAAUAUGUUCAUAGAAUUGGACGAACAGGCAGAGUUGGGAAUCUUGGUAAAGCAACCAGUUUUUAUGAUCCAGAAGCAGAUAGGGAUUUAGUGAGAUCUUUGAAGAAAAUUUUAAUUGAUGCACAACAAGAAAUUCCUGAUUGGCUAUCAGAAGAGGCUAAUAAUGCUGGGGAUUCUAGUGUACAGUAUGGAGGUAGAGGUGGAUUUGGCUCACGUGAUGUCCGUAACCAGGGACGAGGUCGUAAUAUGGACUCUAAUGCUGCAUUCGAUAAUGGUUUUGGAGGUAAUAAUCAACAGUCCUUCAGUCAGCCUGCUGAAGCUGAUGAUGAAUGUUGGGAUUAGAGAUACUGUUUAUUGACUAUAAAAAAUACUUACUCUACUCUUUGUAAUAUAUGUAAAGGAAAAAAGAUAUUUUCAGUGGAAUUUAAUUUUUGAUUUGUGCAGAAGCAUCCUGUGUAUUUGGAAGCAGACUGUUGAUUCUUUCAGAACUUUUAAUUUUGUUAUACAAGAUUAUAUAUCUUAUGAAAUGUUGUUGGCAUACUUUCAUGCUGACUUUUUAUUGUAACAAAAUGUCUGAAUAAAUCUGUACUUUAAAUGUU